AUGUGUGUGUUUUCAGUUGACGGUACGAAACAGGUGACAAUGAAUCUGUUGUCGAAUGAUGAGCUACAACGUUGGUUGGAAUCGUUUGCGAUGUGUCCAAAACUAGUGAUCGACGAUUCGUGUUCGGGCGCCAUAUCACCCGCUCAACCGCAACGAAUUGAAGUGGGCAGUGUACGAAGUGUGGUAAGUGAACGCAAUUAA
Molecule: messenger RNA, 201 nt
Organism: Anisakis simplex (herring worm)
Lineage: Eukaryota; Metazoa; Nematoda; Chromadorea; Rhabditida; Anisakidae
Source: the annotation of a GenBank genome assembly